Pygocentrus nattereri (red-bellied piranha) is the source of this 1490-nucleotide messenger RNA. Its product is annotated as GTPase IMAP family member 7. NCBI's taxonomy places the organism in Eukaryota, Metazoa, Chordata, Actinopteri, Characiformes, Serrasalmidae. The transcript is spliced from 5 exons. The record is from RefSeq and is a predicted model, not a curated record. Gene Ontology annotation, molecular function: GTP binding. The coding region runs from base 303 to 1250 and encodes 315 amino acids.
CUGAUAACUUAUCAUUAUUGCCCUCUGCUUUUGCGACUGUAGAUUGAGGCACUAGAGUUUAGACAGUUUGUAGAUGUAAAUCUGGAUGUCUGGCACGUGACAUAUUCUGUUUUGUCAACGACAAGCUGGGCAACAGAUUUAGGAUAAAAUGCUUUCUUUUAGCCAGGUAGAAGCAUUUUAGGCACGGCUGACGUUGGAAGGCUACUUUGCGACUGUUGGCUCAAAACAGGGGAACACAAAUACAGUACUGUCUGCAUAUAUAUGGACUUGGGAGUUUGUAUGUAUUUUCUAGAGAAACAGCAAUGACAGAGUAUAGUGUGUGGAAUGGGCGCAAGCUUGAGGUGGGAGAUCCUGACUCUCUGCCAACUCUUCCAGUGAGCUCUGAGUCAUAUGAGCUUUAUGAAAAUGUGAAACACAAUGGUUCAUCAAGAUCAUCAUCGUUGCAAGCUGAGAUGGAGGAGUUACGAAUCCUGCUGCUCGGUCGAAGAGGAGGAGGAAAGAGCUCUACAGGCAACACUAUUCUGGGCUUCCAUGCCUUCAACACGGAUAUGCAGUUGACCCGGGUCACGCAGUUCUGUGAGAAGAUGGUUGGGAACAUUGAUGGGAAACCUGUGGCUGUAAUCGACACACCUGGGCUGAACAAGACCAAACGCAUGGAGAAGGACGUGAUCCGAGAAAUCCUGAAAUCUGUCUCCCUGUACAAGCCAGGACCCCAUGUGUUUCUCCUGGUCCUACCUGUGGGGAACCUCACCAAUGAGGACAAGGACAUGCACAAGAUGAUCGAGAACAUAUUUGGGAAAAGUAUCUGGAUGUACACUAUCGUCAUCUUUACGCAUGGGGACCGCCUGGAAGGGAAGAUGCCAAAUGAUGUCAUUGCUAGCUCCGAUAAGGAUUUGCGGGAUUUUAUCCGCAAGUGCAAUGGUGGAUUUUGGUUCUUCAACAACAAGAACACAGAGAACCGUGAGCAGGUGACAAAACUUCUGGAGAAGAUCGAAACUUUAGUGGCCAUUAACGGCAGGAGCUGCUACACCUCGGCUCUGUAUCCGUCCUCCGAGAAGAAGAUACGAGAAAGACAAGAGAAGAUCCUGGAAGAAAGACAAGAAGACAUUCUGAGGAAAGAAAGAGAGCUGGCAGAGAAUUAUGAGGAUGAGGAAGAGCUGGAGAAAAAAAAGAGAGAGCUGUGGAGGGAGGAAGAAGAGACUGCGAGGAGGCUAGCAGAGAAUCAACAAAAACACAAAGUAAACCUGUGAGACGACUCAUCUAUGGUCUGAAAAGAUGUGUAGCUGUCAAAGCCUGAAUUACUGAGAAAAGGACAUUUUCCACAAGAUGGAAGAAAAUCUGCAAAUCAAACAAAGAAGCUGCUGGUGUUCCAAGAAGAACUGACUGACCACCCCAUCACUGAACCCCUGAGUGUGUUUGGAAUAAUUGGAUAUCGACAAGUUGAUAAUGCAACCAACAAAUAAGACUGAAAUUUAGAGUUGUGAAAAAAA